This is a messenger RNA of Coniophora puteana RWD-64-598 SS2, 1546 nucleotides long. RefSeq lists its product as uncharacterized. Lineage: Eukaryota; Fungi; Basidiomycota; Agaricomycetes; Boletales; Coniophoraceae. The transcript has 5 exons. Bases 92 to 1375 code for a protein of 427 amino acids. The record is from RefSeq and is a predicted model, not a curated record.
AGCUUCUGUCUUUUCUAAUUUUGCGCUUGCGCCUUCAAACCAUAACCGCUCCAGACCUUCACGACCACCCUGACCGGGACACGACUUCACGAUGCUGGGCACUCUCACAAUCUUGUUUCUUGCUUUGCAGCUGCGACUCGUCGCUGGCCAUGCCUCGAUCUGGCAUCCCUCUAUGUGGGGCUUCAACGUGACCGAGUCAACUUUCCACUAUGACAACCGCCCCGUGUCGCCACUUCAGCACUACUCCUUCGACCAAUGGUGGUUCCACGGCCACCUCGACUACCCUCCUCACCCUCAAGACGUCUUCGAGCUUCCCGCGGGGCAGAACGUUACCACCGAGAUCACGUGUGACAAGGCAGCGACAUCCUUCCACGACACGAACGCGCCGGACUCGGGCAAGUCCAUCAUCGACCCGAACGACCCGGACAACGUGUGCCCCGGCCAGCCCAUAUCCGAGUUCCACACCAAGGGCCUGGACGACGUCAAGGGCUGCGCGCUUGCGAUCGCGUACAAGAGCAAUGUCAGCGAUGUCGCGAUGGAGGACUUUACGGUGUUCAGCGUGAACCAGACGUGUGUGUGGACGCGGUUCACGGAUUUUUCGGUGCCGAAGGAUAUGCCGCCGUGUCCGGACGGGAAGUGUAUCUGCGCGUUCUUCUGGAUCCAUUCGCCGGACAGCGGAGGGGAGCAGAAUUACAUGAACGGCUUCCAGUGCAAUGUCACCAACUCCGUGUCCAACGUCCCUGUCGCCCAGUCCCAGGUCGCUCGGCGCUGCGGCGCGGACCCGCUCCUCGGCAAGGUCGACGCCGUCGCGGGCAACUGUACGUACGGCGCCAAGCAGCCCCUGUACUGGUUCCAGGCAGAGAACAACACUCUGUUCGAAGGCGCACACUCCCCGCCGUUCUACAACGACCUGUAUAACUUCAAGGACGGCGCGCAGAACGACAUUUUCCAGGGCUUCUACGAGUCCAUCCCCGUCCCCAGCGCUUUCCAGACCAAGCUACCCAUUCUCGCCGUCCCGUCGAGCUCUUCAGGAUCGGGAUCGGGAUCAGGAAGCGGUAGCAGCAGCGCUCCGGAGCCUGCUAGCAACUCCACAUCUUCAGGUUCUGCUCCAGCGAGCAGCGCAUCCAGUCUUCCGUCGCCCUCUUCGUCGGGCAAAAAGACGUGCCGCUCCCGCAACUCAACUUCGACCGCCGCCAAGAAACGCCGCUCCAACCUCUCCAUCCGCUCCUCUGCCCGCGCUGCUCUCGACGCGCGUGCAGCUGCACCCCCGCCGUCCGGCCACGGCCCCGCCGCCCGCCCCGCCGGAUCGUUCAUGUCGCGCGUGCUCGGCACGGGGAGGCAGCAUCGUCAGCGCUCCAGCCAGCGAUUCCAUUGAUUGGGAUCUUCGUGGGCCGGUCACUCGUCUUAUUUUGCUUUUAGUUUUGCUCUGCUUUGAUUUUUUGUUUCCACUGGUGGAACUGGAUUGUAUCACCAUCUCAUCAUCAUACCCUUGGUUCGGGAUUUCCAUCGAUACCCUUGAUCUGGAUCUGGGCUAGGUCGAUUUACC